This is a messenger RNA of Fusarium subglutinans, 789 nucleotides long. RefSeq lists its product as uncharacterized. The transcript has a single exon. NCBI's taxonomy places the organism in Eukaryota, Fungi, Ascomycota, Sordariomycetes, Hypocreales, Nectriaceae. The coding region runs from base 1 to 789 and encodes 262 amino acids. The record is from RefSeq and is a predicted model, not a curated record.
AUGAAGGCACUCGCAGCAAUCCUCCUCUUUGUCUUUCCAUCCAUCGCUGUCUCGCUCACCAAGCGCGACUGCGAACGCUUCGAGCUGACCGCUCCUGGACCCGAGGGAUGGACCAAAAUGGGCCAACCACUCCGCGUUUCCGAAGUCGUAAACUGCACCGCGCAAAGGGCCAAAGAAAAUGGCGACGGCAAAGGAAACUGCAACAUCCAACACUAUAAAAUGGGGAUCAUCGCCAACGCAACUGUCAACAGCACUGACGGCGCAACUUUUCAAGCACCAUCUCCAGCAAGCCUCAACACUUCCAUAACAAACAAAAAGGCCAUUAUCGAAGCUCUUAAACACCGUAUAAGCCCGCUGCAGAGCGUCAACUUGGAAAGACUCGUCGUGAUACCCUUUACUGCACCUUUUAAUACCACGCCAAACGGAACUUAUGGGUAUUGGACAUUUACGCCUGCGAUACAGUGCUGGCGGGGACAUCCCAGAGACUGUGAUGGUGGUGUGGAGGACGACUUGGACGGUUAUUCGGCUGUGGUUUGCGGCUUUAGGCUUAACAGAAAUUCGGGAGAUAACAAUGGCACCGCGUAUGAAGGCAAUGUUACUUUCGUGGAGAGCGACGAGGAAGAUGCUCCUGAAAAGUCCGAGAGCAAGCCAUGGCCAGAACUUAACAGGGCUCGUGAAAUCGCCAGGGAAUGGGAUGUAGCUGAUACAGACUCUGGGGCCACUAGAUAUCACGGGAUAUCGACGGCUGCCAUUUGGUCAUUUCUUGCUUGUCUUCUUGUAUUUAUCUAG